AUUUGCUCAUGACUUGGAAGAAAUGAAGAAACAGAAUCCGAGCUGGAAGUAUGCUCCUCAUAAACGUACAGGUCAUGAUGAAAUAGAACCCAUGCCUAGUAGACUUAGGCCUAGAGACAAACUAAAGAGAAAGUUUUCGCCAUAUUUGAUCAAAACAUCAUCUGCAAAGAAAAGUCGUUUAAGUCCGAGAAUUAAGAAGACUGGAAGGAAAGGAGCAAUCAUGAAGUGCACUAUAUGUUCCAAGUACCAACAAAUUUAUGGAGUUCCCGCCAAAAACAUACAGAACCUUCAGUCACUGUGGUUUUGUGGUCUAAAUCCAGAUCCAAACAAUAGUUCAUGCUUCGAAAAAUCAGCAUCUGCUACGAAAAAUCUUAUAUCUUUGUCAGAAACAGCAACUAUCAAAACCAGUGGACCUUUCACCUCGGUAGUGUCAAGGUCAUGCAAUAGUGCUGCCGCCAAACCACAAUAUAAACCAUUAAAUGAGAGUUCUACGGUGCGUUCAUCAAAUCAUUGUAAGCAGACAACAAGUUCUCCUGGUCUGACAUCGACUGUGGUAUCAAAUAGAUCAACGGCUCGGAAAAAGAGUAACUACUGUCAAGGUAAUGAUUCAAAAUUUCAGCCAAACAGAAUGAAUGAAGAACAUGGAAAACAAGCUGGUGUUGGACCAUCUCCAUUAACAAGUACUUUGAAAUCAUUUGACGUACCAAUAUCGCUUACCCCAUCUAAAAUAGUAGGCAGAACAGUUUUACCUUUUCAGGAUCAAAGUCCGGAAAGACGAUGUCAAAUUUCCAACUGCAUAACGUCCAUAGCCUCCACGAUAACAACACCGAUAUUAAAUACUAUUGGUAUCCAGCCCAUUUUAUCUUUAGUACCGCCUACCACAAUGCAGAUGUCAUUGAUGCCAAACCGCGAGUCUGGAUUAGGCUGCUCUCAAAUUGUACCUGAAACGCAAAACAUCUUAAGUAAUUUCAAUGCUUUCUUAUCGUUCUUACCAGCCUCAGUAUCAGUUAAUACUGGUACACAAGAAGGAAACACGACCAGUCUGCCUACGACAACAAGUAUACCAGAAACCAGUCAGACUGCCAUUGCAUCGAUUGGAAGAUCCGUCACAACAGUUGCUGGAACGAACGCAUUUCCUGCUGGCGCGUAUAUAACAGUCAUUCCAAAGUCUCUGUGGUAUUCCUUGUCACAAAGAAAGCCAUGACAAUACUGCUUUACGCAAUUGAAGCUAUUGAUCUGUUUUACUAAUAUAAAUGCACAUAGUUGAAAAAAUAAACCUAAUAUUUAGUUUUGAGAUUCAAAACUGAUGAUCUACUGAAUACAUGCUGUCAUUGGUUAUGUUUUAUUGCAUCAGGAUUUUUAUUUCGUUUUGAAGCAGAAGAUAUGAAAUUUAAUAAUUUUAGCUAAUACAGAGCCUCUUGUUUGUACUAUUGAAUGGAAAAUUAAGAAUGGAAUUGUCUAAUAUAGAUGAUCUGGUAGGAUGUCCGAAAAAAAAUGACUAUAGCAACAAUGAGUAAUUCUAUAAGUAAUGCAUAGAUCUUUAAAUUGGUCAUGCUGUAUGUGAAGCAGUGUGUAAGUAGAAUGAAAUCUACGUAAUUAUGAUAAUGAACUACUUAAUUAUUUGUAUAAAUUUGGAAUUGAUGCACGUAUGAAUUUUUAUUUUAGACUGGUUGUUACAAUAUA
Mytilus trossulus (common blue mussel) is the source of this 1683-nucleotide messenger RNA. RefSeq lists its product as uncharacterized. NCBI's taxonomy places the organism in Eukaryota, Metazoa, Mollusca, Bivalvia, Mytilida, Mytilidae. The transcript has 3 exons. The coding region runs from base 23 to 1204 and encodes 393 amino acids. The record is from RefSeq and is a predicted model, not a curated record.